Hemicordylus capensis (graceful crag lizard) is the source of this 18836-nucleotide messenger RNA. It is a transcript of the gene CELSR3, whose product is annotated as cadherin EGF LAG seven-pass G-type receptor 3. The record is from RefSeq and is a predicted model, not a curated record. Gene Ontology annotation, molecular function: G protein-coupled receptor activity; calcium ion binding. Gene Ontology annotation, biological process: homophilic cell-cell adhesion; cell surface receptor signaling pathway; G protein-coupled receptor signaling pathway. Gene Ontology annotation, cellular component: plasma membrane. The transcript has 36 exons. Lineage: Eukaryota; Metazoa; Chordata; Lepidosauria; Squamata; Cordylidae. The coding region runs from base 206 to 10729 and encodes 3507 amino acids.
CCAUGUUGGGGCUGCGGGAGAAGGCGAUGCUGCUGCUGCCGCUGCCGCCACCGCGGAGCAGCCAGGCAGGCAGCCGCCGUCGCUUCUAGAUAGAUGGUGGUGGCGGCGCAGGCGGAGAAGGGGGCAGAGCCAGAGGCGAGGCGGAGCCGGGGGAGCGCCAGGCCCGAGCAGCCGGGCAGGGAGGCGGGGAAGGGGCCGAAGGACCAUGGCUGAGCCGCUGCAAGAACAGCAACCGGGACCAAGAUACCGCCGUCCUCGCCAGUGCCGCUGCCUAGGGCUGCUGCUGCUUCUCCCUUUGUUUCCGCUCAGCCUGGGGGAGCCGACGGACAGAGGGGGUUUGGGCUGCGCCCGUCGGCCUAAGCCGGAGGGGCCGAGCUGCGGGCUGCAGUGCUUCGCUUUCAUUGGGGGAGUGUGGGGAGCUUCCCCCGACGCCCGUGGCCAAGGGGGAGGCUGGUGCGGCACUGGCCCCCUCUUGCACCCCCUGGCGAGGCAGGUGCCAGAGGCCAGCAGUUCCUCACGUGCUGAAUCCGUGACCACGCCGUGGGACCAGAAGAGGACUCCCUGCCCAGCAAGCGCCCGGGGGGAGCGGGGCAGCGGCUCCCCCUGCUUGUGGAUUAUAAACGCUUCCGCACUUCCUCUGGAUCCUCCGAGCCUGGUGGAGAAAUGUCAGAGCCCUGCCUGCUACUGCUGCUGGACUAACUGGGAAUGCAUCGCCAGGCUAGCGAUGUGCGGGGCGGACACGGAGCAGCCAGGCACCUUCUCCCGUCGCCGUAAGCCCAGCCCUGGGACAGAUGCGAACGGCUCGGACAAUGGGGCGUGGUACGAAAAGAGCCAGGCAGCCCCAUCCCGAAGCCGCCUGUGCGCAUCCCCUCUAAACACACCUGGAGCCCGGUCCCGGGGCGUGCGCCUCUGUGCCAAGCAAUUUCUCAGCGUGUGGAACUGCAGCCGCCCCUGUCCGCUGGCGAUCUGCGAGUGCGAGAAAGCGUGGAGCGGAGCCGGGAGCCCAGUAAAGCCUUUUUGGUUCCCGAGGAUGCAACUCGCCUCCUUUUCCCGGCCCCGUGCCCACUCGCCCCUCUGCGGGUGGAUCACCCUGUUGACCUGCCUUCAGCUCUGCAUGGAGCAACCAAUGCACUCGGGAGCUUCCCGCUGCUGCGCCGGUGAGUGCUGUGGGGCCGGCCAAGAGCACUGCUGUCUCCAGACCUGGGGAAGGAAAGGCUGGGUAGAAGCUGCUUCAGCACCACCAGCGUCUGGGACAGCUCCCAGCGUAGAGGUAGGAAGCCACGCAGACGUAGAACGGAGAAAGCACUACCCUUGCCUUUUCCUUCAUCCCUUUGAAUCCACCAAAGGCUGUUUACAAACUCUUUGUUUUGGCGUGGAUUUUAGAAGCCCGUCAAUCCCGAAAUUCUUUUCUUUCCUGCCAUUAAAACCCGCUUGUCCAACUAUGCAGAAUGAGCUAACACAUUCCCCAUGUGCCAGGAGGAGGAGGAGGAGGAGGAGGAGGAGAGAAGGGAAACCUCUAUCCUUGGUGAGGACUCGCAGGGCAGCCAAUCGUCACCCCCUCUUCCCUCAGUAUAAUUACCAAGUUCAAGUGGCUGAAAACCAGCCUCCAGGGACCCCUGUGAUAACAAUGGCAGCACAAGACCCUGAUUCUGGGGAAGCUGGGCGCUUAUUCUACUCCAUGGAUGCCCUGAUGAACAGCAGGUCUCUAGAGUUGUUUAGCAUUGACUCCCAAAACGGCCUCAUCACCACCACUGAAGUUUUAGACAGGGAGAAUAUGGACCUUCACUAUUUCCGGGUGACUGCUGUGGAUCAUGGGGUUCCCCGUCUUUCUGCCACCACCAUGGUUGCUGUCACAGUGGCAGACAGAAAUGACCAUAACCCAGUAUUUGAGCAGAGUGAGUACAGAGAGACGAUCAGAGAAAAUGUAGAAGAAGGCUAUCCUAUCUUACAGCUGAGGGCCACGGAUGUGGACUCCCCAUCCAAUGCCAACAUCAGAUAUCGGUUUGUAAAUGAACAAGCAGCCCACUCAGUCUUUGAAAUAGAUUCACGAUCAGGGCUGAUCACUACCAGUGGGCAAGUGGACAGGGAGAAGAUGGAGAAAUAUUCCUUGGUGGUCGAGGCAAAUGAUCAAGGUAAGGAGCCUGGUCCUCGAUCGGCCACUGUUAGGGUCUACAUUACAGUCCUCGAUGAGAAUGACAAUGUCCCACAGUUCAGUGAGAAACGCUACAUCGUCCAGGUAAGAGAGGAUAUAAGACCCCAUUCAGAGAUUUUGAGAGUUACUGCCACUGACUUAGACAAAGACAAUAAUGCUUUAGUUCAUUACAACAUCAUCAGUGGGAACAGCAGGGGCCAGUUUUCUAUUGACAGUGUCACUGGGGAAAUACAGGUGGUGGCGCCUUUGGAUUUUGAAGCUGAGAGGGAGUAUGCCCUGAGGAUCCGUGCCCAGGAUGCAGGGAGACCUCCCCUGUCCAACAACACAGGUAUGAUCAGCAUACAGGUCGUGGACAUUAAUGACCAUGCUCCCAUCUUUGUCAGCACCCCUUUUCAGAUCUCUGUCCUGGAAAACGCCCCUUUUGGCCACUCAGUGAUCCACAUCCAGGCCGUGGAUGCAGAUUACGGAGAGAACUCUCGCUUGGAGUACAAGCUUACUGGGGUCUCAUCUGACACCCCCUUUGUAGUGAACAGUGCCACUGGCUGGAUUACUGUGAGUGGCCCUUUGGAUCGAGAAACUGUGGAGCAUUAUUUCUUUGGGGUAGAGGCCCGGGACCACGGCUCGCCAUCUUUAUCUGCUUCUGCUAGUGUCACCAUCACUGUAAUGGAUGUCAAUGACAAUCGGCCUGAAUUCACCCAGAAAGAGUAUUUCAUCCGUCUCAAUGAAGAUGCUACUGUGGGGACCAGUGUUCUCAGUGUCACGGCCAUUGACAGGGAUGUGAAUAGUGCCAUCAGCUACCAGAUCACAGGGGGGAACACACGCAACCGUUUUGCCAUCAGUACUCAGGGUGGAGUGGGACUAAUCACCCUCUCUUUGCCCUUGGAUUACAAGCAGGAGAGGCGCUAUGUGCUAACAGUGACCGCCUCUGACCGGACUCUGCAUGACAAUUGCCAUGUUCAUAUUAACAUAACAGAUGCCAACACCCACAGGCCAGUGUUCCAAAGUGCCCAUUAUUCAGUCAGUGUGAAUGAGGACCGUCCUGUAGGCAGCACUGUGGUAGUGAUCAGUGCCACUGACGAUGAUGUGGGGGAAAAUGCCAGGAUUACCUACUACUUGGAGGACAAUAUUCCUCAGUUUCGCAUUGAUGCAGAUACUGGGGCCAUCACACUGCAGGCAGAGCUGGAUUAUGAGGACCAGGUCACUUACACGCUAGCCAUAACAGCCAAAGAUAAUGGGAUCCCUCAGAAAGCAGACACAACCUACGUGGAAAUCAUGGUGGAUGAUGUGAAUGAUAAUGCCCCCCAGUUUGUAAGUGCUCACUACCAAGGUAUAAUCUCUGAGGACAGCCCCCCCUUCACCAGUGUGCUCCAGAUCUCUGCCACCGACCGAGAUGCCCAUGCCAACGGGCGGGUGCAGUACACCUUCCAGAAUGGGGAGGAUGGAGAUGGGGAUUUCACUAUAGAACCCACCUCUGGGAUUAUUCGCACUGUUCGCAGGCUGGACCGCGAGAGCAUCCCCGUCUACGAGCUCACUGCUUAUGCUGUGGAUAGAGGGGUCCCUCCUCAAAGAACCCCUGUCCAUAUUCAAGUCACUGUGCAGGAUGUUAAUGACAAUGCUCCUGUCUUUCCAGCUGAGGAGUUUGAAAUCUUAGUGAAAGAGAACAGCAUUGUGGGCUCUGUGGUGGCCCAAAUCACAGCCAUUGAUCCUGAUGAAGGACCCAAUGCCCAGAUCAUGUAUCAGAUUGUGGAAGGCAACAUCCCUGAAAUUUUCCAGAUGGACAUCUUUUCGGGGGAGCUCACUGCCCUGAUUGACCUGGACUAUGAGAGCAAGGCAGAGUAUGUCAUUGUAGUCCAGGCCACGUCUGCCCCCCUUGUCAGCAGAGCCACAGUCCACAUCAAACUCAUUGACCAGAAUGAUAACAGCCCUGUUCUUAAAAACUUCCAGAUCCUCUUUAACAACUAUGUCUCCAACAAAUCCAAUACCUUCCCUUCUGGGAUCAUAGGGAAGAUCCCUGCUUAUGACCCAGACGUGUCUGACAGACUGUUCUACACCUUUGAGCGGGGAAAUGAGCUGCACUUGUUGAUUGUCAAUCAGACUAGUGGGGAACUGCGGCUGAGUCGUAAACUGGACAACAACCGUCCCUUGGUGGCCUCCAUGCUGGUGACUGUCACAGAUGGGAUCCACAGCGUGACUGCCCAGUGUGUCCUGCGAGUCAUUGUAAUCACUGAGGACAUGUUAGCUAACAGCAUCACAGUGCGCCUGGAGAACAUGUGGCAGGAGCGCUUCCUCUCCCCUCUUCUCGCCAGCUUUCUAGAGGGUGUGGCCACAGUGCUGGCCACACCCAAGGAGGAUGUCUUCAUCUUCAACAUUCAGAACGACACUGAUGUUGGCGGUCAAGUGCUUAAUGUCAGUUUUUCAGCCAUGGCGCCCCGUAGUGGCCACUUCUUCAGCUCAGAGGAGCUUCAGGAGCAGCUGUACAUGAAACGCAUGACCCUGACCUCUGUUUCCAUGCUGGAGGUGCUGCCCUUUGACGACAACGUUUGCCUCCGCGAGCCCUGCCAGAACUACAUGAAGUGCAUCUCAGUGCUCAAGUUUGACAGCUCAGCUCCCUUCAUUGCCUCCCCCUCCACCCUCUUCCGACCCAUCCACCCCAUCACAGGCCUGCGCUGCCGCUGCCCCCAGGGCUUCACUGGGGACUACUGUGAGAUGGAGAUCAACCUCUGCUACUCCAACCCAUGCCGUAAUGGAGGCGUCUGCACCCGCAAGGAGGGGGGCUACACCUGCAUCUGCCACCAGCACUUCACAGGUGACAAUUGUGAGGUGGACAGUCAGGCAGGGCGCUGUGUCCCUGGGGUAUGUCGGAAUGGAGGCACCUGUACCAACUCUGCUGAUGGUGGCUUCCAGUGCCAGUGCCCACCAGGAGGCUUUGAAAAGCCCUACUGUGAAGUAUCUACACGCUCCUUCCCCCCCAAAUCUUUUGUCAUGUUCCGGGGACUGCGCCAGAGAUUCCACCUCACCCUCUCCCUCUCAUUUGCCACCUUAGAGCACAGCGGCCUCCUAAUUUACAAUGGGCGCCUGAAUGAGAAGCACGACUUCUUGGCUGUGGAGAUUGUGGAUGGGCAAGUCCAGCUGAAGUACUCUACAGGUGAAUCGAGCACCGUGGUCACUCCCUAUGUGCCAGGAGGUGUGUGUGAUGGGCAGUGGCAUACAGUGCAGCUUCACUAUUACAACAAGCCCAAGAUCAGCUCCAUGGGUUCAGUGCAGGGACCUUCCAAAGACAAGGUGGCUAUCCUAACAGUAGACAAAUGUGAUGCAGCUGUGGCACUGCAGUUCGGCAGUGAGGUUGGGAACUAUUCAUGUGCGGCAGAGGGCAUGCAGUCCAGUUCCAAAAAAUCGCUGGAUCUCACUGGGCCUCUACUCCUUGGAGGGGUCCCCAAUCUGCCUGAAAAUUUUCCUGUGGAGCACAGGGAGUUUGUGGGGUGUAUGAAAGAUCUGUAUAUUGACAGUGUACGCAUUGACCUGGCUUCCUACAUUGCAAAUAAUGGCACUUCCACAGGUUGCCAUGCCAAGCACUCCUUCUGUGAUUCAAACCCUUGCAAGAACAGUGGCACCUGCACUGUGGGCUGGUCCACCUUCACCUGUGAGUGCCCGGUAGGCUUUGGAGGCAAGGACUGCAGGCAUGCCAUGCAUCAUCCUCACCAUUUCCGUGGGAACAGCAUCCUUCUCUGGGAUUUCAAGAAUGAGGUGAAGAUCUCCACUCCAUGGUAUAUAGGACUGGCAUUUCGGACACGCCAACUAAAUGGAGUGUUGCUUCAGGUGCAUGCUGGCCAGUAUAUCACCAUACUCUGCCAGCUGGACUCUGGCCUGCUCUCCUUUACGGUGAACAGGGGCUCUGGACGCACCACCAGGCUCCUUCUGGAUCAAAUGCAGCUGAAUGAUGGGAAGUGGCAUGACCUCCAGCUACAGCUGCAGGAUGUUCGCAGUGGCAGAGAGACACGCUACAUCGUCACCCUUAAUCUGGACUUUGGAUUCUACCAGGACACUGUAGUUGUUGGAAAUGAGCUACAUGGCCUGAAAGUGAAGCAUCUCCAUGUUGGAGGAAUCCUAGAGUCUGGUAAAGUGCAUCAUGGUUUGGAGGGCUGCAUCCAGGGAGUGCGCAUAGGUGAUACUCCCAUUGGGUCUGCAUUACCCAAGCCGAGCAGCACUUUGAAUGUGGAGGCAGGAUGUCGUGUGCCCAACCCGUGUGACUCCAAUCCUUGUCCUGCCCACAGCAUAUGCCAAGACAAAUGGCAAAGCUACUCUUGUGUGUGCCAGCCAGGUUACUAUGGUGGGAACUGUGUUGAUGCCUGUCAUCUGAAUCCCUGCAAGAACAAAUCAGUGUGUCGGCGAAAGCCAGGUACCCCCCAUGGCUAUGUCUGUGAGUGUGGAGACAGCCACUUUGGACAGUAUUGUGAGCACAGGAUGGAUCAGCAGUGUCCCAAGGGCUGGUGGGGGAAUCCAACAUGCGGGCCCUGCAACUGCGAUGCGUCCAAGGGAUUUGACCCAGACUGUAAUAAAACCAAUGGGCAAUGCCAUUGUAAGGAAUUCCAUUACCGUCCAAAAGGGAGUGAUACCUGCCUUCCCUGUGACUGCUACCCCAUUGGCUCCUCCUCCCGUUCCUGUGACCAGGAAGUGGGCCAGUGCCACUGCAGGCCGGGUGUGAUUGGCCGACAGUGCAACAGUUGUGAUAGUCCUUUUGCAGAGGUGACGCCCAGUGGCUGCCAGGUGCUCUACGAUGCAUGUCCUAAAUCUCUGAAAGCAGGAGUAUGGUGGCCCCAGACCAAAUUUGGAUUGCCGACAGCAGUGCCUUGCCCCAAAGGUUCAUUGGGUUUGCGGGGUGCAGGUGCAGCAGUUCGCCACUGUGACGAAGAGAGAGGCUGGCUGGAACCUGAUCUCUUCAACUGCACAUCACCUGCCUUCAAAGAGCUGUUGACCCUGCUGGAGGGUCUGGAAAGGAAUGAGACAGAGCUGAACACCAUAGAAGCCAAGAAGCUGGCCCACCGGCUACGGGCAGUGACAGACCAGAUGGAGCGCUACUUUGGUAACGAUGUUCACAUCACGUAUCGCUUGCUGUCCCGCUUGAUGGCCUUUGAGAGCAGACAGCAUGGCUUUGGCCUCACAGCCACCCAAGAUGCCCAUUUCAACGAGAACCUGCUGCAUGCUGGUAGCUCAGUGCUGGCACUAGAGAACCGGGAGCACUGGGACACACUGCUGCAGAAUGAUCAUGGCAGUGCAGGUCUGAUGGAGCAGCUGAGAGAGUACACAAGCACCUUGGCCAGCAACAUGAAACUCACCUACCUCAACCCUGUUGGUGUGGUGACUCCCAAUAUUGUGCUUAGCAUUGAUCGUAUGGAGAACCACACCCACCUCAGGAGACGCUAUCCCCGCUAUCACAGCAGCCUCUUCCGUGGCCAGGUCAUGUGGGACCCACACACCCAUGUCGUGCUUCCCUUCUCAAUACUUACACCCCGCAAAGCUGAAGUCACAGCAGCCCCUAUACCAGUAAGCAGUGAAGCCAAUGACACCAUGGAAAGUCCCCCACUUAAGCACUCGCUGCCGGAACCCGAGCCUGCGGUAACCAUCCUCAUCCUCAUCAUUUACCGCACCCUUGGAGGGCUUCUGCCUGCUCGCUAUCAGAUGGAUCGCCGCAACCUCAGGCUACCCAAAAACCCUGUUAUGAAUUCCCCCAUUCUGAGUGUUUCUGUGUUCAGCAACCACACCUUUCUUCAGAGCACGUUGGACACACCACUGGUGUUAGAAUUCCGCCUGCUUGAGACUGCCAAUCGCAGCAAGCCCCUGUGUGUUCAGUGGAAUCACUCCAGCCAGAUUGAGCCCACUGGUUUCUGGACAGCACGGGAUUGUGAUCUUGUGUACCGAAACACCACACAUGUACGCUGCCACUGCUCCCAGUUUGGCACUUUUGGGGUCCUGAUGGACAGCUCCCACCGUGAGCAGCUCGAGGGCGACCUGGAGACCUUGGCCAUUGUGACCUAUUCCUUAGUGUCUCUCUCCCUUCUCUGCUUGCUGCUGGCCUUCUCCUUCCUGAUGUGCCUGAAAGGACUCAAGUCCAACACCCGGAGCAUCUACUGCAAUAUCUCCGUCACCCUCUUCUUCUCAGAGCUGAUCUUCCUCUUGGGCAUCAAUCACACUGAGAACCAGUUCUUCUGCACGGUGAUUGCCAUCCUACUGCACUAUUUCUUCCUCUCCACUUUUGCUUGGCUCUUUGUGCAAGGCCUUCAUAUUUACCGCAUGCAGACUGAAGCCCGCAACAUCAACUAUGGUGCUAUGAGGUUCUACUAUGCUAUUGGCUGGGGGGUUCCCGCCAUCAUCACUGGAUUAUCUGUUGGCUUGGAUCCAGAGGGCUACGGGAACCCAGAUUUCUGCUGGAUUUCCGUCCAUGACAAACUGAUUUGGAGUUUUGCAGGGCCAAUAGCUGUUGUCAUUGUGAUGAACGGAGUGAUGUUUCUUCUGGUGGCAAAGAUGCUGUGCUCACCAGGCCAGAAGGAAGCCAAGAAGAAAUCUGUCCUCAUGACACUGCGAAGCUCCUUCAUUCUGCUUCUAGUUAUUAGCACUACUUGGCUUUUUGCCCUCUUGGCUGUCAACAACAGUGUCCUGGCUUUCCACUACCUCUACACUAUCCUCUGCAGCCUUCAGGGCUUUGCGGUGCUGGUUCUGUUUUGCAUCCUGAACAAAGAGGUGCAAGAAGCCUGGAAACUGGCCUGUCUUGGCAAGAAAGGUCAGGGAGAAGAAGCCACCAGAAGCAGUCAGGGCCCCAAUGCCUACAACAACACAGCACUCUUUGAGGAGAGCGGCCUCAUCCGUAUCACCCUGGGAGCUUCCACUAUCUCCUCUGUGAGCAGCGUGCGCUCAGCUCGUACCCAUUCCAGCCAGCGGGGAUACCUCAGAGAGAACAUGAUGGCGCAUCAAGGUUCAGCCCUGGAUCACACCUUGCUCAAUCAUGCUGGCCCCACAGACCUUGACGUGGCUAUGUUCCAUCGUGAUGCAGGACCAGAACAAGACUCGGACUCAGACAGCGACCUCUCCCUUGAUGAAGAACGCAGCCUCUCCAUUCCAUCAUCGGAGAGUGAGGAGAAUGUACAGCUCCGGGGCAGGUUCCAGCGCCAGUUCAAAAGGGCAGCGCACAGCGAGAGGCUCCUCACCAACCCUUCCAACACCACACCCAAAGAUGUAGAUGGCAAUGACCUGAUGUCCUAUUGGCCAGCCCUGGGUGAAUGUGAAGUUCAUCCCUGCUCCCUCCAGAAAUGGGGCUCAGAGCGGAAACUUGGAUUUGAUGUCAGUAAGGAUGCUGCCAACAAUAACCAGCCAGACCUGGCCUUGACCAGUGGGGAUGAGAACUCUCUCACCCAGACUCAGCGGCAGAGAAAAGGCAUCCUGAAGAACCGCCUCCAGUACCCUCCAGCUCUGCAAGGCCUGCCGUCAGUGAGCAGAAUGACCAAUGAACUUUCCUGGUACAAAACCUCCACACUGGGCCACAGGGCUGUUCCUGCGGCAUCUUACGGCAGGAUCUACUCUGGUGCAGGCAGCCUCUCGCAGCCAGCCAGCCGUUAUUCUUCCCGGGAGCAACUUGACAUGCUGAUGAGAAGACAGAUGUCCCGAGAACACCUGAGCCGGAAUAACUCUGGCGAGUGCCUGGAAGUUGUAACUAGCAGGCAUGGAUCUCGGGAGCAAUUGAACACCCUUCUCGACAGGCCUGGGUCAAGGGAGCCCUUGGACACUAUCCUUAGUCUGCAUGGGUCUAGAGAGCACCUUGCAAGCAUACCCAGCAGGCAUGGGUCUAGAGAAAAUUUAAGUGAAGUAGUAACUGGACUUGAUCAAAGAGAUCACGGGAACACUCUGCCUAGGAGGCAAGGAUCGAGAGACCAUCUAGAUACUUUACCCUGCAGAUUUGGGUCUCGAGAACAGUUAGACUGUGGUGGGGCAGCAAGAGAGAUCUCCAGAGAAUGGCUAAACACUAUGCCUAUUAGGCAAGCCUCUAGAGAUCGAAUAGACACUCUGCCAAGUCGAGACACUUCUCGAGAACAGCUGGAUCUGCUUUCUAGAAGGCAGCCUUCAAGGGACCAACUAGCAUCAGCUAGACAAACAUCAAGAGAACAGCUGGACUUUUUAUCCAGAAGAUCUGUUUCCAGAGAGCAUCUGGAUAUAGUGCCUAGCAGGCAGGCUUCUCGGGAAAAUCUGGAGCCUCUUUCUAGACAGCAGCCUUCUAGAGAAAAUCUUGAACUCCUCUCCAGAAGGCUUCCUUCUAGAGAAAAUCUAGACACGGUUCCCAGCCGUCACCCCUCCACAGAGCAAUUAGAUAUCCUUUCUUCCAUCCUGGCUUCUUUUAACUCCUCUGUCUUGUCCUCUGUGCAAUCAUCCAGUACUCCCUCAGGCCCACAGACUACACCCACACCUUCUGCGGCACAGACGUCCUCCACGCCCUCCAUGCUGUGCCCUUCACCACCUCGCUCUGCUACAUCACACAGUAUUUCUGAGCUGUCGCCAGACUCGGAAGUAACAAGAAGUGAUGGCCAUUCCUGAAGGACCCGACCGCUGUGAGAACAAAGGAAGAAGCAGGAAUGAUUGCCAGGCCAGAUUCUUCCAGCAGAGGUUUGGGAUAUCUCAGGCGUCUACAAGGAAAGAACUGAGGCUGACUGGAGGUCCAAAUCAACUGUGCCCUCCCCCAGCACUCAGUGGUGGAGAACUUGUGUGGUGAGAGUCAGGCCAGGUACACACGCCUGGCAAUGGAAGAAAGGUGUCUUGGGUACCUCUGUGCCACACUGGCCACUCUCCCUGCUCAAAGGGGCACCCCAAAUGAGAGAGGGGGAGUAAUCAUGCCAUGAGUAAACCCUGUUCAUUACAUAUCAAAAACAGAUCGACUGAAAUCUUCCUUUCCAAAAUAUUUCUAUACUCUGUGCAAACGUGUAAGGGUGGGGUGGCUGCAGUGGGAGGGUCAGGGAAGGGUUUUAUACAUUUUUGUAUCUUUGUAAUCAGAGAGAAGAGAAAUUUCUAUGAUUAUUUUUACGGCUCUUCUGUUCCCAUUGCCAUGAUACUGAUUUCAUUUGUCUUGGCAGUGACACUUCUGACCUGUGGCAUAAUGCUAUGCAGACUUAUUCCCAUAGGGCUCCAUGGAGGGGCUCCGGGCAAAAGGAUGGAGUGACACAUAUUUUGCAGACUCUCAUGAGGCUGCCCCUUAGGCAGUAUCCUGUUAUGUGUCUGUCUUACAUUCUCAUCGUGGUGGCAGUGAUAAGUGGCAGCCAUCUUGCUGGGGAAGAGGUAGAACUCAACCCAUUCUCCACCAACUCAAGCCACCAAACCCAUAACAGGGUCCUGGAAUCCCAUUUACUUUGCUAAUACUCCCACACUAUCUCAGCUGGGGCCCUUGAUGCAGCAGCUCUGUGAAUGCUUUGUUAUGCUGACACACCUUAUUGUUGCCAUUUUGGAGUCUCCCGAUGACAUAUUCUUACAUAUAUGCACACACACACACACACACACACACACACACACACACUUCUCAUGUUCUGCAGCCAGCAUGGUUGUUGGGAGUUGUCCAUCAUGUUAGCUGGACUGAGAUUUAGAUUUCUACUAAAAUGAGCCCCUGAAACUCAUAUGUAUAAACUUGGCUUUAUCGGAGCACCUGCCUUGGCACUCAGUGCUGUUGCGGAGUAUAUAAGAAACUUAGUUUCAAUUCUGCUUUAAGAAGAUUUUCUUCUUUCCUGCUACCAUUGUGCUUUGUCCUUGGCACUUCUAGGCUAAUAUAAUUACAUAGGUAGCUACUAGGCCUGUGCAAAUUUGAAUUCAAAAAUUUGGAUUUUAUCCAAAAUUGUGCAAAAUCAGUAAAAAUCGGUAAAAUCCAAAUCUGCCUCCCCCACUGAAAAUCAGAUCAGUAAAGAAAUAUCAAAAUUAAUUUCAGAAAUACUUCAGAAUUUUGGAAUUCGCAAAAUGGCACCCGCAAUGCAUUUUCUUGGGAUUGUAACCCAGGGUUCAGUAAAGUGACUAAAAUCAUGUUCUUUAGUGCAUUUUUCAUGGUUUUUUAGGUGGGGAGGAGAAGUUUGAGAAAAAUGCAACAUUUUAAAAAUUAAAUUAUUUUAGCUUGUGUUUCUUUAAAUAUAAAAAGAGAUCUGCUGGGAGUGGUUUUGGAAGGAGAGGACUCUUGAGUUAAAGAGGGCAGUGGCUAAUCAAGCAUUUAAUCAAAUGGCCUCAUGCUAGACUGUGCAAAAUCAGUUUUAAAAAAUCUGACUUUUCCAAUCUGACAUUGACUUUCCAAUACCAGAUCGGAAAUAUCCAAUAUGAUGUUGGAUUGUCGAGAUUUAUGUCAGGAGUGAUGUUGGAUCAGAAAUGUUGGAAUUCAUCCAAAAUUUGCAAAAUCGGUUUUAAAAAAAAACCCCUGACAUUUCCAGUCCAACAUUGACUUUCUGAUACUGGAUUGAAAAUAUCCAAAAUGAUGUCAGAAAGUCACAAUUCAUGUUGGGAGGUCAGAAGUACAAAAUGGCAGAAAGUGUGAUUUUAAAACCUUCAAAAAAAAUAGGAUCCCCUCCCCAUAGAGGUGAAUGGGGAAAUUUUAAAAAAUUCACUAAAAAUUACCAGUUGGUCCUAGAGCCUUGAAACCUGCCACACAUGGGGAAGGUGGUCAGGGCUCCCUGUAGAGAAUUUGAAGAGAUUUGGACAAUUCCCUGAUUUUUGGUGAUUUUUUAAAAAAAAAUCUGAAACAAAAUGGCUAAAAAUUGUGAAAUCUGACUUCUUUCAAACCAGAACUUUAAAGAAAAUUCUGAAACUGAAGACCCUCUUUGGCCCAUUAUUCCACCAGUAUAUGGAGGAAUCUACCCCUUGCCUUCAUGAAAAGGAGUGACAGCAUGCUCUUUUUGCCCCCCAUUUAUAUCUUCUGAAUGGAUGGGUAUACAAUUAUGAAAUGUGGCAAAUGUCCACAUUGGCAGAAGCACACUAUUGGUAAAAGUAAAAGUACUUUGAAUGUUUCUCUUUUUGUGGUUAGAAAGAAUUUCUCACUUCCCCUUCUAGCCAUUAAGGGAGUAAAAGCUGUGAAGUCCCUUUUAAGAGGUCUUCCUGUUCCUGCAAUGGGGAAGAAAAAAAAUAUUAUAAAAUCAAGGGAAUGUACUUUUUCCUCCAUAUGAGGGUGGAAUGAUGGCCCAAGGAGGGGAUUAAGAUCCAGAACAUUUUGUAAAGUUCUGGCCAAAACAAGCCAGAUUUCACAAUUUUUAGCCUUCCCCCCCCAAAAAAAAUUCACUAAAAAUCAGAGGAGUAAUAGCUUUGCAAAACAACAACACAGAUUCCUGCCAAUGUGGAAUGCUGGUCCAAGGAGGGUCUUCAGUUUCAGUAGUUUUUGUAAUGUUCUGUCUUGAAUCAAGCCAGAUUUCACUCUUUUUAGCCGUUUUAACAAAAUUUUCAAAAAUUAACCCAAAAUCAGGGAAUUGACCAACUCUCUUCAAAUUCACUUCAGGGGCCCAGACCUCCUUCUCCACAUGUGGUAGGUUUCAAGGCUGUAGGAUCAACCGGUGAUUUUUUUUUUAGUUCCCCAUUGACCACUAUGCGGUGGGGGGCAGGAUUUAAGUCAGAAUUCAGAUUCCGAAUCUAAUCUAAAAUCCUUCAUCAUGAGAGCCCAUAGAAUCUGAAUCUGACAUUGUCAAAGUCAGAUCAGGUCAGAUUCAAAUCCAAAUUUUCUGAAUGCACACAGGCCUAGUAGCUACCUUUUACCACGUCAGGCACUUGGUCCAUUUAUCUCAGUAUUGUCUACACUGACUGACAAUAGUUCCCCAGAUUUUCAAAUGGGUCUUUCCCUGCCCUAACUGGAAAUGCCAUGGAUUGAAUUUGAAACCUUCAGCAUGCGAAGUUUGUGUUCUACCAGUAAGCUACAGUGCCCAUCUCAUUCUGGGUGGACGUGCACUGUAUGUAACCCAACACCACUGAAACUAAGACUCCCUGCUUUUCCCUGACAGGCCUGUUGAAUGAAUGGAUGAAUCUUUAUUUUGAUCACAGACCGGAGAAAGGAAGAAAGACUAAAUGAUAUGUACAUACUACUGAUCAUGCAGUUUAGGUAUAAUAACAACACAAAGUAUAAUAACAAACAUUCCAAUCAACUUAUCUUCUGUCAAACGUUCCCUGCUGUAAAACAAAACUUUGCUACAUUUAAAGAUAACAUAUCUAUAUGAGAUAAAAGAUAACUUACAUAAAUCUUAUCAGAACAGCCUGGUGGCAAGUAUGUUGUGUUUAACAGGUAUAUGAUAAGAAGAAAUUCAGCAGGACAAGGUUUCCCCAUCAUUGCAUCUCCCUGGUGAAUUGCAGGACUGUCAAGAGCGGGUACAGGCCCCAGUGGAAAAAACUUUUCAGGCCCCUUCUGCAAGGCACCCCCACCGCCAUGAGGCCGAACCGCUGAUCUUUAAAAUAAUUCUAGCAGCCAUGUGCGCAGCCAGCGGGGUGGGAGGUGAGCCGAGCACCCUCCUGUGGCAGCGCUCUAUUCAAACUGUGCAGGCGUGCUGGAAUGCCUCGCAGUUCUCAAGGGCCACUGGUCUGGAUGGUCAGGCUCAGUGGCCGCUCCCACUCUGCCCGCUGCCGCCACCAUGGGAGGGGGGUCACCCCCCACAUGGUGGCUAGAAUUAUUUUAAAGAUCGGCGGUUCAGCAUUGCGGUGCGACAGGUGUGAGAUGAGGUGGCGGCAGGAGGCAAGACAAAAACAUAUGCAACAUAGUUAGGCUCCAGGCCCCCUUCCAGUUCUCUGGGCCCCGGUGAUUUGUAUGGCUCCCUCCCCCAUCAGCCCUGGUGAAUUGUUGUAUGUCACAUAGCUUUCAAAGGCUUAGGAGACCUGCCCGGGGAGGGCAGGGGGAAGCUAGCCACCCUAGUUAAAGGUGAAAUAAUGGCUGAAGAAUUCUCCUUCGUUUGCUAUUUUAAGUGCCCUUCUCUUGAAAAAGUGUGCAGGGUUUCAAAAAAAAUUCCAUACCAAAAAUCUCUUAAAACAUGAUUUUCAAAAGGUAUGUAAACUGUUACCACUCCCAAGACAGUAUGGCAUUAUUUGACAUGUUUGUGAUAUUGUACUACCAAUGUCACUCCCAAGUGUUUAGGUUUUCAUUUACUCAUGUGAUUUUCCAGUAGCAGAAUCCCAAGCAUAUACAGGAGAGGCCUCUGACUCACUGCAACCACCCCCACCUCCUGGUACCUCUCUUAAGUCAUUGCCCAGGGCUUCCAUUGGCUCCUGCCACUCAUCACUUGGAAAGGCAUUGCAAGCCAUUACAAAUCUGCCAUGAGCACUUCUUUGAGUGACAAAGAUCUGCAGCUGUCAGGCUGGAAACUGAUGUGGGUCUUUAAAAAAACCUUGGAAUAUUGGCUGCAGGGUAUAGUCCAGUGUGUUUAUUGGAUGGAUGUAAAGCUUUCUCUCCUGCCCUUCAAUAUUCCUGUUUUCAGGGUGCCUAUAUUUUCUAUUCCCAGUUAAACUCACAGCUAGUCCUAGAGCACAUACACAUAUAAACCACACUCAUCCACACUCUCGCACUCUCUCUGGGUGCAAUUUGGUGAAAGAUAGUCACAACUAAGUCACAUGAAAAUCAAUUGUCCUUCAAUAGGCGACUGUGCACUUGAGCCCUGUUGAUUUCAAAUUGACCUAGCCGUGACUCACUGUUACUCACUAUUUCACAGUAAACUGCUCCCGAUUCCCUAGACAGUAAGCGCUCACAUACACACACACUUGUCUAACUCUAAACCAAAUGCAUUUUCAAGACUCUUUUAAAACAAAACAAAACUCCGGAAUAAACUCUCAAUAGCCUCUGUUUUUCCCCCAAAUAGGGAGAUAUGACAUUUUGCAGUUGAAGUCAGCUUGACUCAUUAAUCUUUUUGACUUCAGGGAACAGAAUAAAUUACUCACAUCACAGCACUCCUGGCACUUGUGUUCAUUAGAACUUAAAUAAAAAGAUGAGAUACUUGAAAAAUAGCAACUACCUACAAUUUAAAUUUGUGUUUCUUUUUUUCUACCCAAAUGCUCAUUUCUGCUGCAUCAAGGGAAUGCUACAGCUUUGUUAACUCUCAAGAGAACAAAGUUAACUCUUGGCCUUCAUUACCCAACUGGUUUGUUGUUGAUUUUAACUGUUUUUAGCAAUGGUGGCAUACCACUAAAAUCCAGUUGGAAGUGUACAUGCAUCCAAGCACAACAGCUAAUAGCAGUAGUGGUGCAUGGCAAAGUGUGAGGCAUUGGUAUUAAAAGACUAAGGCUGUGUACAUAAUCAAAUACCGCUGGUGUUCUUGCCCCCUUUAGCAUGCACUCUUGUAAUGGAGGGUGUCCACAAUCAGUGCCUCGGAUUAUCAUUGGUGAUAUAUCGCUGAUGGCAAUCUUAUUGCUUCAUGUAUCCAGUGGAAUUGGCUCUUCUGAUUUACAUCCCUGGAAGCAAAACAUGAGCAUAAACAUGAUGAGGAUGCAACAUUAUUGCUGUUUCUAUUCCAGUCUGCUGGGUUGUAUAAUCUUGCAUAUAAGGCCCUUGGUCAUGAAAGACAGCGACUUGCUUUUGAAAACUUUUCAUCCCCUUGCCCUUCUUCGAUCAGUCAGAAUUGAUGCAAACAUCUAUAAGAACCAUCUUUUCAUGGCAGCGUAUUACGUUAGAAUAUGCAUUAAGAAUUGCCUAAUUACAAGUACUAGUCCGGAUUCUAAUCUUCCUGAAUGUGGAAAAAUGAGCAGGCCAGGAAGAAAGCACCCUUCCCUGUGCUGUGUUUUGACAUUCAGGGAGAUUUUGAUGAAGUAGCUUUCAGCCAAGCAAUCUCCCAAGUGCGUUUGGAGGCGGCACAGUCCUCUGCACAUUUGUAUAGGCUGUCAAUUCCAGCUGUGGAGAUAACUGUGCUUACUUGGGCAAUGGUCAGUCCUGUGGUGCUGUAAGAUCUAUCUCCAAGCUCAGGCUCCUUGUGUGUUUGUGUCUCUUGCUCACGUACAGCAGUGACAAUGCUCCAUUUACUGCCUUAUUACCAGAGAACACUGUAGCUUAAUUGUUAAACAAAACUGACAAUGUUUACACUGGGGAGUGCUUUUCCCUGCAAGUGUCAAACGGUGGGUGGCAGUUGGUUUGCAGCCUCCCCUUCCACGGCUCAGAUCAGAAGUCCUUCCAUUGGUCCAAUUGAACUGGAGAAGGUUUUAAUCAUUCUCCACGACAUUCCAUAAUGUGGAGCUCUGGAAGGAAAGCAUUUCGUUUUUACACUUGAUACCUGAGCAAAGGUGGGGCUGCUUUAGCCUUUUGACCCACAUCCUCCCAAAUGAGGAAGGAACUGUAGAAGUGGAGGACGCCAUUAUGUGCCAAACCCAGAAAGGGUGGUCAUCUACCUCUGCUGCCAGACAGGGGGUGAAAUAUUAAAGUCCCUCCGAGGCAGAAGAUGGGAAACUGGACCAAACAAAAUUAAGCAGAAUGUCUUUGUUUACAGUAGUCAAGCUAGGAGAUAAGAAGGCUGAGAAGCAAGCACAGGCCAAGGCAUGAUUUUGUGCACAGAAUGUGAAACAAAACCACUUUCUCAUCUGAAAAUAAAGAUUUCCCCAAAUGUUGUGAAUGCAAAAUGUCCUUUAUGUGCUCAUCAUCCCUGAGUGUUACUUAUUGGGCUCCAGGAAAGAGCUUGUUUACACUAUUUUUUCAAUAUGUGUGUUUGUGUAUGUGGUGUGUAAUUUUUAAUACAUAUACACACAUACACAUGUACACACACCAGGAUCUAGAGUUUCUAUUUGUAACACUGAUUUCUGGAAAGAUUGUCUCCUAAUUUAUUCCCUACUUUCUUUGGAUACCGUUUGUACUUGCCACUCUCUUUGUGAUUCAGUGGAUGUCUGUGGUAUUUAUUAAUCACCAAAAAGCUGGUUGGUUGGUUCUUUUUAAUAAGCUGAUUUAUAUUGGAACUGCACUUUUUUUUCCUCCUGGAAGGGCUUAAUUGGAUGAGUGGUUUCUUUUUCUUGUGGGUUUGGUUCAUUAUGGAAGAAGAAGAAGUUCUAUCAAAAGAAACCCCCAUUGCACACGCAUACCUAUGUCAACAUUGUUGAAGAUGGGAUAUUGCUUAUAAGGAGGAUCCCAGAACCUCUUAUUAUUAACUCUGAUGAUUGUCAGCUGGUGGAACACUGAUGCCCUCCAUCUUCCCACCCACCCCCCAAAUUUUUGUUGAUCUUCCUGGUGAAUGUGGACAAGUCCUUAAUAACACUUAACCUGUUUGUAAGUUUGGGGAAGGAGGCAGGUGCCAUGCCCAGAUGUAUCCCUUCUGUCUGACAGGUUUGUAUCCCUUGUGGAUAAGGGAAGGAUCCACAGAAUCCCUGAAUUCUUAGCUAGCAAUGUGUGCCAAAAAAGAGAAAGGCAUUGAGCAAUGGGCUGAAGUGUCAGCCUCUCUCUUCCUGGUGUCUGCUGUAUCACUGCUGACAGCCGGCACUCUUAGCGCUGCCUUGAGGCUCAGAAUGUUCCUGGGAAGGGGCAUCCCCUGUCUCUUUCCUGGGAGAUGUAGUUAGCGUGCAAAUCUGCGAAACGGUUCUUCGAUUGUACAUGUGGUGGCCUAGGGGUUGGUUAAUUAUAUUUUUUGUCCCUUCCCCCCUUGGUUUGUUGGCAAGGGACACAGAGGUCCAUGGACUUCCUCCCUAGCCAUGUAAAAUUGUACCAUGAAAGCAACAGUUUUGGAAAUAAAAUAUAAAACACAUGGUUGCA